This is a messenger RNA of Plasmopara halstedii, 459 nucleotides long. Its product is annotated as cytochrome c oxidase subunit partial. Gene Ontology annotation, cellular component: membrane. Lineage: Eukaryota; Oomycota; Peronosporomycetes; Peronosporales; Peronosporaceae. Bases 1 to 459 code for a protein of 152 amino acids. Gene Ontology annotation, biological process: ATP synthesis coupled electron transport. Gene Ontology annotation, molecular function: copper ion binding; cytochrome-c oxidase activity. The transcript has a single exon. The record is from RefSeq and is a predicted model, not a curated record.
AUGGAUGAAAUAAUUGACCCGAUUAUUACAUUAAAAGUAAUUGGUAGCCAAUGGUAUUGGAGUUAUGAAUACUCAGAUAAUUUAGAAUUUUCAGAUGAACCUUUAAUUUUUGAUAGUUAUAUGGUACAAGAAAAUGAUUUAGAAAUAGGACAAUUUAGACUUUUAGAAGUUGAUAAUCGUGUGGUAGUUCCAGUUAACAGUCAUAUUCGUGUAUUAAUUACCGCAUCCGAUGUUUUACAUUCUUGGGCAAUACCUUCAUUAGGUAUAAAAUUAGAUGCGUGUCCAGGCCGUUUAAAUCAAACUUCAAUGUUUAUAAAACGAACAGGUGUUUUUUAUGGACAAUGUAGCGAAAUUUGUGGUGUAAAUCACGGAUUUAUGCCUAUUGUUGUAGAAGCUGUUUCGUUAGAAGAUUAUUUAGCAUGGUUAAAAAAUAAAAUUAAUUUUGAUUUUGAUUUAUAA